This is a messenger RNA of Perkinsus marinus ATCC 50983, 1223 nucleotides long. RefSeq lists its product as hypothetical. Gene Ontology annotation, cellular component: membrane. Gene Ontology annotation, biological process: transmembrane transport. The transcript is spliced from 8 exons. Bases 1 to 948 code for a protein of 315 amino acids. The record is from RefSeq and is a predicted model, not a curated record. NCBI's taxonomy places the organism in Eukaryota, Perkinsozoa, Perkinsida, Perkinsidae. Gene Ontology annotation, molecular function: transmembrane transporter activity.
AUGCCUUAUGUACCUAGAUACACUAUCGCAUCUCCUAUAUUCGCCCGACUCUCUAGGAGAGGCCCUUGUUGGACGGCUCGGUCCAUAGCCAUAGGUGUUGGUGAAGCUGCGUUUUGCUCUCUGGCACCAGUAGUGAUCGACGAUGCCUCUCCUGCUGGACGGAAGUCGUCUUAUCUCGGGUUCUUUUUCAUGUCGAUAUACGUUGGAAUUGCUCUUGGUAAUAUAGUGACAUCUGGGGUAACUUCCUGGGCGGGUGGUAAGACCAUCUUCCUUGUUGAGGCAUGUUUGAUGAUACCAGUAAUAGUACUGUGUGUGAGAUGGCAGUGGAGGUUUUCGACGAAUGCUCACCAGUAUACGGAGCUCAAUGCUUCGACUACGAGCCUUAUUGGUGACAUCAAGCAAGUCCUCAUGUCGAGGCCGUUUGUACUCAUUUGCCUCGGAUCUGCUGCCUUCAACUUCGUAGCUGGUGGUCUGGCAGUGCACGGCCCCACGAUACUGCGGGAGUCUCUCCAAGCCAGCCAGGCUGUUGCCACACUGGGGCUGGGCCUUGCUACUGUAUUCACAGGGGUAGUGGGGACGUAUUUUGGCGGUUGGCUCAGUGAUAAAGUAGCUGGAAAGGAUCCAAGUGCAACUACUCGAGCCAGGAGUGGGUCUAAGAUAUCCUCCGUGAUGAGCGCUAUAGGGGCACUAUCGAUUGCUUUGACAGCAACGGCCAAGUCGACCUGGGCCUUCCUUUUUAUGAUGUCAGUCGCUCUGUUGGCAUCAUUUGCGACUACAGCACCGAGCAAUGUUGGGCUAAUGAGCACCGUUCCUGAGGACGUCCGGAGCCAGGGCCUAGCUAUAUCGAUUGGAGUAAGCCACCUUAUUGGCGAUUUCCCCAGUCCAGUGAUUAUUGGUAUGUAUAGUCUUUGUAGUCUCCCUCUAUUAUUAGUCUUCCAGGUGCAAUAGCGGACUGGUCCAAGAGUUGGUCAGUGGCCUUGUUGUUCACAGCGGUGUGGAUGUUGCUUGCGGUGACAUUUUGGUCUUUAGCGUGUCGGCACGUCACCAUGUAUGGAGCGGUUGUCCCUACCGCACCACACGUUACUUAUUAUCUUAGCCAAGCCAGUACUGAGGAUAUUGAUGAGGAGGAGACGGCCUUCGAUCCUGUCAUGGACGUUGUGGAAUGAGAGUGUCAGUGAAUUCGACCGUAAUUGCCACCGUACUUAUGCGUUAUACAUUUCUGC